Molecule: messenger RNA, 1652 nt
Organism: Engraulis encrasicolus (European anchovy)
Lineage: Eukaryota; Metazoa; Chordata; Actinopteri; Clupeiformes; Engraulidae
Product: zinc-binding protein A33-like
Exons: 2
Coding region: 1-1443 (480 amino acids)
Biological process (GO): protein ubiquitination
Cellular component (GO): cytoplasm
Molecular function (GO): ubiquitin protein ligase activity; protein binding; zinc ion binding
Source: RefSeq, a predicted model, not a curated record
AUGGCGUCUUCACUGGAAGACGACCUCUGCUGUCCGGUGUGCACUGAUAUCUACAUAGACCCUGUCCUAUUGAGCUGCUCUCACUCCUUCUGCAAGUCCUGUGUUCAGCGGUCCUGGGCCAGCCAAGGCUCCAGGGUGUGCCCCAUCUGCCGGAGGACGAAUCCUCAAGAGGAGCCUCCAGUCAACCGGGUGCUGAGGAACCUGUGUGAGCGCUUUGUGCAGGAGAGGAGCCAGAGAGGAGCUCUCUGCAGACUCCACGGAGACAAGCUCAGGCUGUUCUGUCAUGAUGACAAAGCGCUUGUGUGUUUCACGUGUCGAGACUCAAGGCUGCACAAGGGCCAACGCUUCAGCCCCUUUGGCGAGGUUGCAGCGGAUCGCAAAGAGGAGUUGAAGGUGAAACUGAGCCCCCUGAAGAAAAAGCUGGAGGUUUUCAAGAAACAAAAACUUGCCUGUGAUGAAACAGCCAAACACAUCAAGACUCAAGUCCAGCACACAGAGAAGCAGAUCAAGAAGGAGUUUGAGGAACUUCACCAGUUCCUCCGAGAUGAAGAGGCAGCCAGGAUAGCUGCACUGAGGAAGGAAGAGGAGCAGAAGAGUAAGACGAUGAAGGAGAAGAUUGACAAGAUGAACAGAGAGAUCACAUUUCUCUCAGACACAAUCAGAGUCAUGCAAAAGAAGAUGCAAGCAGAUGACAUCACAUUUCUGCAGAACUACAAGCGCACGGUGGAACAGACAUGGCUGCAGGGUCCAAAUAGUCACAUAGGAGCUCUUAUUAAUGUGGCAAAGCACUUGGGAAACCUGAAGUUCAGAGUCUGGGAGAAGAUGAAAACAAUUGUACAAUACACUCCUGUCAUUCUGGAUCCCAACACUGCAUAUCCAGAACUCAUCCUGUCUGAGGAUCUGACCAGCGUGAGGUUGGGCAAUGACAUACAGCAGCUUCCUGAUAACCCAGAGAGAUUUGAUUAUCGCCAAUGUUUGCUGGGCUCUGAGGGCUUUAACUCUGGGACACACUGCUGGGAUGUUGAAGUUGCAUAUGAGGGGACAUUCUGGAGUGUUGGUGUGAUCCUUGAGUCCAUCCCCAGGAAAGGAGAGGGUAACUCACUCAUUGGAGACUGGAGUGUGACUUAUAUGGAUAGUCAAUUGUACCAAUGGUCCACACCACAGCACCCCACUAUUCUCACAUUAGCACGGAGACCCAAAAGGAUCAGAGUGCAGCUGGACUGGAACAGAGGAAUGCUGACGUUCUCUGACUCCGAUAGUAACACACACCUACACACUUUCAGACACACUUUCACUGAGAGAGUAUUUCCAUACUUAUGUACAAACAAUAAGGUCUCUCCUUUGAGGAUUCUACCAGUGAAGACUUCAGUAAAAGUAGAGCAACACAGCUACCAGGCAAACACAUUAGCAGCAACAAUAGCAAGAGCGAUACGAGAAGCAUAAUCCGGUAAGAAUAUCCGGUAGUCCCUUAAUGCACACCGUACCUCCUGUGGCACUCUGUAAUAGACACUGAAAGUUAACUACUACUACAUACUAUGACAGUGCAAGGGGCCUUUAGUAAUACAUUACGACUUGGUCAUUGCCAUUCUGGUAACAGGUCAUGUAUAAAGCCGUGUCUUAAGGGGUUAACAGCAGAAUGCAAGCAUUCCAAC